AUGAGAAGGGAAGAGCAUGGCAUGGAGGAGAGCAGGGGUCCCCUUGGGGUGCCCCCUUGGGCAGCACCCCAUGGGGUCUUCUUCGAGCACUGGUCUCUUGGUCUUCCUUUGGGACUGUUGUCUUGGGCUCCUUAUGGGCUUGAUGACUUGGGCUUCAAGACGAUGUGGGCCUCUCUUGAUUCGUUGGGUCUGGCCCAGUUAACUUCAUCCCGUGUCAAUGACACUCUUCUCCGCAUCGACGCCAUCAUAGAGAGAGGUAAUUGCAUUGAUGGCGCUGAGAAAGCUCUCCAAAUUGAAGAUUUUGAAUCGACUGUUAAAUACAUCCAGACCUUCCUCCAGAUCGAUGCCAAAUACAGAGAUUCUGGUUCGGAUCAGAGAGAACUGUAUCUAGCAUCGAAGAAACAGCUAGAAGGAAUUGUCAGGAAGAGGUUAUCGGCUGCUGUGGGUUUGAAUUCGAGCAGGAAUCAAUCUAGCAACAGCAAUCCUCUGCCGCUGCUACUAAAUCAAAAUCAAGUGAACUUUGUUGCUUGUUUGAAGAAUUUGUUCAAAGACAUUGUGUUAGCCAUAGAAGAAAAUAAUGAGAUUUUGAGGAGUAAUCUAUAUGGUGAAGCUGGAAUUGUGUAUGCCAUAUGUGAGCUCCAAGAUGAGUGUGAUUCUCGGGGUUCCUUAAUUUUAAAGAAAUACAUGGAAUAUCAAAAAUUGGUUAAGUUGACAUUCGAAAUUAAUACUUCCAAGGGUAACUUACUUUCUGUUGGAGUCCAAGGACCUGAACCAAGGGAUAUCGAAUUGUAUUUGGAAGAGAUUUUGCAAUUGAAACAGUUGGGUAAGGACUACACUAAUUAUAUAGUGUCCAAGAUAAGGGGUUUGAGUUCAGUUGAUCAGGAAUUGCUUCCCCGAGCAACCAGAGCUUUUAGGAGUGGAAAUUUCAGUAAAUUUGUUCAGGACAUUACAUGUUAA
Messenger RNA from Ilex paraguariensis (yerba mate), 957 nucleotides. NCBI's taxonomy places the organism in Eukaryota, Viridiplantae, Streptophyta, Magnoliopsida, Aquifoliales, Aquifoliaceae. The record is from the annotation of a GenBank genome assembly.